AUGGGUGAUGUUGCCCAGAAUUUUUCUGAGGCUAAAGAGAAGUAUCAAGCUGCCCAGGUCUCUCUGCAGGGUGAUCCACAUUCGCUAAGACUUCAAAAAAUCGAAGCUGAUGCUGGUGAAUCUCUAGCUUAUCAUGCUAAAAUUUAUGAGAGUUUCUUGAGACAGAAAAGUAAAGUGGACUGGUUGCGGUUUGGGGACGACAACACGGCGUAUUUUCACACUUGUUUAAAGCAAAGGAAAGCCUCUAAUUGUAUCACUUCUGUAGUUAAUGAAUCCGGUCAGAGUAUUGAGAAUUUUGAUGCUGUAGUUGAUCAUUUUGUGAAUCAUUUCAAGAGAAUUAUGGGAAGCAAGAGCAUGGCCUCUAGCACUAUUCAGAAGUCCUGUUUUGAGCUUGGUCACCAGCUGACCUUGGAUCAGCAAGUUAGCUUAGUUAAGCCUUUUUCUACUAAGAAAGUUAAAGAAGCUUUUUUCGGCAUUAACUCGAUUAAAAAGGAAAUCAACAAAGCUACUAUUUCCUUAGUCCCUAAAAUUGAGACUCCCUCCAGCGCAGCGGAUUAUCGUCCUAUUGCUUGCUGUAAUUCUAUUUACAAGUGCAUUUCUAAGAUGCUUUGUAGUAGAUUGGCUUUGGAUAUUAUAAAAGGCUAUAAGAGGAAAAACAUUUUCCCUAGAUGUGUUUUGAAGAUUGAUUUGAGCAAAGCCUAUGAUAUGUUAGAUUGGAACUUCUUAGAGGAUAUUCUCAAUGAGUUUCGGUUUCCGGCUAAAUUCAUCAAAUGGGUCAUGGCUUGCUUGAAAGAUCCAACCUAUCUUCUCCUUAUGAAUGGAAAGGUUCAAGGGGAAUUUAGAGGUCGGAAGGGGCUUAGACAAGGGGACCCUAUCUCUUCGUUAUUAUUUGUCUUAGCCAUGGAGUACUGUACCCGCUUAUUUCAGCAAGCAUCAAUGAACAAGGGGUAUCGGUUUCAUCCUAAGUGCAAACACCUCAAGAUCGUUAAUCUUUGCUUCGCAGAUGACUUGGAUAAAUCCCAGGUUUACUUUGGUGGUGUGGCUGAAGAUGAGGCUCAAAAAUUGCUUGAGGGGCUCCAUUUCACUGAAGGUCAUUUUCCCCUAAAAUACUUGGGAGUGCCUCUUCGAACAACAAGAUGGAAGGCUGGUGACUGUUCUCUUAUUAUCAAAAAGAUUCAGUCCAAAUUACAUACUUGGGCGAGUCGGCACCUUUCUUUUGCGGGGAGGGCGCAACUGAUCAAUUCAGUGCUUCUGAGUAUAAGAACUUUUUGGAUGAGCAUUUUUAUCCUUCCUAAGAGUGUAACCAAGGAGGUUGAUCGGUUAUGUAGGAACUUCCUUUGGGGAGUUAAGGAUGGUAAUUUUCAGCGGAGUAAAUUGCAUUUUACUGCCUGGGAUCAGGUUUGUUUGCCUAAGUGUAUGGGUGGUCUUGGCUUCAAGGAUAGUAAUACUUGGAACUUAGUACUUUUGGCCAAAUAUGUUUGGGCAGUUUCUUCUAAGCAUGAUAUUUUGUGGGUUAAGUGGGUGGAUUCUAUCUACUUAAAGGGGCAUAAUUUCUGGCAUUAUAGAGUCCCUCAAGAUGUGAGCUGGUAUUGGAAGAGAUUAUUAAAACUUAGAGAUAUUUUCCCUGGUUGCAGACUUGAUGAGGCAGUCCAUCUCGGCAAGCUUAGCCUGAAAUUUCUGUACCACAGGCUCAUCAACAAAGACAGAGUUGCCUAUGCGAAUGUGGUGUGGAACUCCUUGACGGUGCCUAAGUGA
Messenger RNA from Humulus lupulus (European hop), 1755 nucleotides. RefSeq lists its product as uncharacterized. NCBI's taxonomy places the organism in Eukaryota, Viridiplantae, Streptophyta, Magnoliopsida, Rosales, Cannabaceae. The transcript has 4 exons. The coding region runs from base 1 to 1755 and encodes 584 amino acids. The record is from RefSeq and is a predicted model, not a curated record.